UCUCAAAAUACAAAAGAAAUUGGUUAACUAAGAGUAACCACCCACUAAAUCACAAGCCAAAACACUCCCUAAAACAAUCAAUCUCUCUUGCUCUGAAAUCCCAUUGGUCUCCAAGAAUUCCAGCCCCAACAAGCAAAAAUGAGUACUCUCUACCCAGAUGCAAUUAACGUCCAGGAGCUCCAGAUAUGGAACAAUGCCGCUUUUGACAACGAAGAAUCCGAUGAAUCGGACCCCGUUAAAGCCUCUUGGUCUGAUAUGCACGCCGUGAACCGGUCUGAGUCUCUUGAAUCCGAUUGCGGCAAAGAAAAUCUGAUCCCUUUGGUGGUAAAAUCCCCUGUAUCCGAAAAAUCUCCGGUACCCAUUAAGCCACUUCUCCCGAGUAGGAACUUGCCAUUGAAGAUUCUUCUUGAAACUCCGGCGGUUCCAAAGAAGGGGUACAAAGCAAUAGAGGAAAACAAAAGAGUCCGUGAGGAUAAAGUUAUUGAUUCGGAGAUCGAGAGUAUUGAAAAGGAGAUUAGUCAGUUAUCAUUGAGACUCGAAGCGCUUCGAUUCGAAAAGGCCGAGCGGAAUGCGAUGAGUACAGUCGAAAGGCGGGGAAGGAUUGUUCCGGCUAAGUUUAUGGAGCCGAAACAGGGUGUGGAGAAUUCUGAUUUGAACAGAAAGAUCGAAGAACCUUUAACCUCAAGCGCAAAGCCAAAGAUUAACCGUAGGGGUGUAAGUUUGGGUCCCGCGGAGAUAUUCGCCGGAGCCAGACCUCGACAGCCAGGCAAGCCUGAAAUCACGCCGGUCCAACCGAUUCAGAGUCGCCGGAAAUCAUGCUUUUGGAAACUUCAAGACAUUGAUGAGUUGAAAGCGGCAAAAGAAAGGGGUAAGAGUCUGAGUGUUAGCCCGAAAUCGCGGAAAACUUUGUCGAAGUUUCAAGCUCCAAAGCAGGCAGCAACCACAGUCGGGUCUAAAAGGCCUCUCAAGAAAGAAGAUCGGUUUCUCGCAUUAAUUCAGCCAAAGAAGCUGUUCAAGGAUGGAGAAAAGUCGCUGACCGCAAAGAAACCAUUGAAGUCUGGUAGGGUGGUGGCGAGCCGAUAUACCCAGAUUUCCAAUCAGACAAAUGGGAAUUCGAGACUGAGCGAUGGGAGGAAGCGGUCUUUACCGGAGGAUGAUAAUGAGCAUGGUAACAGGUGUGACCGAAGGCGCACUUCAUCGGUGGGAAAAUUACAUGGGAAUCAGGGAACGGACAGUCGGUUGAAGAAACUUUGGGAGAUUCCGAGUGAGAUACUGGUGUACAAGGGUGAGGAAGAUGAGUCUUUAGAGUCAAUUGCUGAGAUGGGUGGAGUGCUUCCGAAAAUUAGGACAGUCCGGUGUGUGAAGGACACUCCGAGAGACUCGGGACCAGCCAAAAGAGUGGCUGAAUUGAUUGGGAGAAGGUCGUAUUUUUGCAAUGCUGAGGGGGCGGAGCCUUCAGUUUGUCAGGCUUUGAAUUUUGAGGGAGAUGCACAAGAAGAAUUAAUUGGAUAACAGGAAAGCAAGUGUGAUUAGAAGAUAUCUCACCAAGAGAUGCGUUACGGUUCACGACCUCGAACACCAGAACUACUGCUCCAAAUCGAAUCUCCACCGUUCAUAUUGUAGAGCCUUGAGUCUUGAACGUGUCUGCAAAAUUUCAGCUCAAUCGAACCACAGACAUCGCUGAUAAGAGUGUUUGAUUUAAGCUGGACGAGCUCCCCUGUUUUUGGCGGUCUCUUCCUCUACCCAAUCUCUCACACGGUUUCUCUCUCUUUUCUUCAUUUCUAACUCAGAAGCAGCACUUACGUUUAAAAUCUAAUUAAGCUGGGUUUAAACCCCCUCUCCAUGUGGGCUUACUGAUCCCCCACAUGGGCCAUCCUCCAUAUAGGAGGGAACCCAACACAACUGAUAUUUCAUGUGCUUCAGAAGGUAAUGAAUGUUAUCUUUCUGUAGUAA
Molecule: messenger RNA, 1953 nt
Organism: Juglans microcarpa x Juglans regia
Lineage: Eukaryota; Viridiplantae; Streptophyta; Magnoliopsida; Fagales; Juglandaceae
Exons: 2
Coding region: 139-1512 (457 amino acids)
Source: RefSeq, a predicted model, not a curated record